AUGAAGGGUGCCUGCGUGCGCUUUGGCGAUGGUGCCCAAGUAGUGAACGUUCAACUUUUAGCGACCGCAGCACGAUCGGGAUCAUCUGAUAACAGCAACACGCGGAGAGGCAGAGCACAAGUUUGUACUGUCCUUUGCUCAUGGUACAACCCGUCGAGAGUCGUGUGGCUCCAUUACCGCAGCGACACAUGGGCCAGUAGGGCAAUCAAGCGAUUCGAUGGCAGGUUCGGCGGCCGCCAAUUCAAGACGAAGUUGCAACAGCCUCCUCAACACCAUGCCAAUGGGAAGGGGAUAUGGUCGGUCCAGCUGAGCAAUGUCGCUGCCGAUGUCACCCAAGAGCAAAUACAAGAACAUCUGCAAGGGGUUGUGCCAGACAAAAUCGUCAUGGGAAAAUCUACUUCAGAGGGCAUGGAAGCGAAGCCUGAGAAAUUUGUUCAAGAACUCUUCAGCCAAGCGAGCCACAAAGUGCGGUCUUUCGAGCGGGAGAAAACUGCAACCGGAUCCCGCACAAAGGCUUUUGCUCAGUUUGAACGAGCCUCAGAUGUUCGAGCAGUCCUUGCCUACAACGGCCUCGAAUUUCCCGAGAUAGGCUCCAAGCUCUAUGUCGACCAGGUUGCCGCCGUGAGGGUGCCGGUCGCGGAAGAGCUCUAUGCCAUCAUCGAGGGUAAAGUGUCAAGGCUACAAGCCAACAAUAAAGAUGGAGUGAGGAUUUCUACACACCACCGCCCACUUUCUAAAAUGGUCGAUCUGCGCAUUUAUGGCUCCAAGUUGGAAGCUGUUGCCCGAGUCAAAGCCCAGCUGGCCCAGAUUUUGGUCGGCACAGUGGUCCUGAACGAUUGCGGCACUGCGUUAUGGCAUGAAUUCUUCGCCUCAGACGCAGGCGUCACCGCUCUACAAGCUAUUUCCAAGCCUGGCGAGGUCUUUCUCUACAGAGACAUGCGAAAGCUUCAGCUGGGAUUCUUCGGCACGCCAUCCCUCUUGGAAAAGGUCCGUCGUGCUGUCAUUCAUAUUCUCACGUCGCACAUGUCGUGUUACUUGCUGUCCCUGGAAGGCGAGCUUUUUGGUGAAGCGCUCUCAGGAGGUCUACGUCGUGUCAUCAGACGCUUCGGCAAGAAGAACGCCUGGUUGGAUAUCCUUUGUACACCGCCUGCCAUGUUAUUCAGAGGAAGCCCUCAGCAUUUCGAAGUCGCCAAGUUACUGAUCACUGAUCCUUCAGUCGUCGUUCCAGCCGAUGAAGAGACCGGGACAGGCAACGAAUGCCCUUAUUGCUUUCUAACCAUUGCUGACCCGGUCGAGCUUCAUUGUGGGCAUUCCUACUGCCAAGGGUGUUUUGAAGCUUUAUGUCGCGAUAUUGGGGCCAGCGAAAACGCCAUCACCUGCUUUGCAAAUCUAAAUGGUUGUGGGCAGAUGGUCUCUUUGGAGGAGAUCAGAAAGGCUCUUGACAAUAGCACAUUCGAAGCCGUACUGGAGUCUUCCUUCGAACAAUACAUACGAUCUAAACCAGAUCAUAUCCAAUACUGUCCGACUCCCGAUUGCCCAAGUAUCUACACCGUCUCCGAAGCGCCAGGGGUCUUCACCUGCGACAACUGCCUCAUCUCGAUUUGUUCGAAAUGCCGUGCUCUGAGCCACGACGAUCUCACAUGUGAAGAAGCUCAAAGCCAGAGUCGAGUCGAGGAGUUUGUAUCUGACGAGGACAAGAAGAAGCUGGGGAUAUCCAAUUGCCCAAAGUGCAAUGUCCUGAUCGAGAAGAAGGACGGCUGCAAUCACAUUACUUGUAUGUGUGGCAUUCACAUCUGCUGGUUCUGCUUGGCCACAUUCGCGAGUGACGAAGAGUGCUAUGGACAUAUGUACCAAGCCCAUGGGCGCUUCGGCGAGCUUAAUGCCGCAGAAGAGCAAAUCCGCGAGCUGAGAGGUGAUGGCCUCGAAUGGGGCUUGCUGCUGCGUAGAGAAGGAUGGAACAUGGUAGAUCCGGAAGAAGAUGACUGGCCACGCCAGCGACUUGCGGGUUUGUGGCAUUUUUGA
Molecule: messenger RNA, 2022 nt
Organism: Cladophialophora yegresii CBS 114405
Lineage: Eukaryota; Fungi; Ascomycota; Eurotiomycetes; Chaetothyriales; Herpotrichiellaceae
Exons: 1
Coding region: 1-2022 (673 amino acids)
Biological process (GO): proteasome-mediated ubiquitin-dependent protein catabolic process; protein linear polyubiquitination
Cellular component (GO): ubiquitin ligase complex
Molecular function (GO): ubiquitin binding; ubiquitin-protein transferase activity; zinc ion binding
Source: RefSeq, a predicted model, not a curated record